Messenger RNA from Scaptodrosophila lebanonensis, 1375 nucleotides. Its product is annotated as phosphotriesterase-related protein. Gene Ontology annotation, biological process: catabolic process. The record is from RefSeq and is a predicted model, not a curated record. Bases 141 to 1196 code for a protein of 351 amino acids. Lineage: Eukaryota; Metazoa; Arthropoda; Insecta; Diptera; Drosophilidae. The transcript has 5 exons. Gene Ontology annotation, molecular function: zinc ion binding; hydrolase activity, acting on ester bonds.
UUGAGGCGAAAGCUACGAGCUGAAGAGCGCGCACACACGGUUUUUGUAGAAGUGAUUCUAAAAGAACGAAAAGAUAAAUUCAAAUUAAUAUACGGAGCAGUCAGAAUCGAGUACAACAUCCAAACCAAACAUCAGUCAACAUGUCAACUGUGCAAACCGUACUAGGUAACAUAACACCAAAUUUGUUGGGUCGAACCCUAACCCACGAGCAUGUGGCGCUCGAUUUUGAAUACUUCUACCGACCACCACCAGAAGACUUUCGAGCCCAGUUGACCAAGAAGAUAAGUAUGGCCACACUGGGCUUUGUACGUAUGUAUCCUUACUCGAGCAAGGAGAAUGUGCGUUUCUACGAUGAGGAAGCUCUAGAGGCGGCUAAGAAGGAUGUGCUGCUUUAUAAGCAAUAUGGUGGUGGCAGUAUUGUCGAGAACAGCAGCUACGGCCUGAAACGCAAUCUGGGCUUUAUAGUGGAGUUGGCUCAGAGCACUGGCGUGCAUUUCAUUGCAGGGACAGGUCAUUACAUUCACGCCAUGCAGGAUGCUCACCACUCGCAGCUGACAGUGGAACAGUUGACUGAUUUGUACAGCAAGGACAUUGUAACUGGCAUAGAAGUCGAAGGACAUGGCAUGGUAAAGUGUGGCUUCAUAGGCGAAGUAGCAAGCGUGUAUCCUGUUCAUGAUUUCGAAAAACGGGCUAUUCGAGCCGCUGGCGAAAUACAAGAGGUUCUGGGCUGUGGUGUUUCCUUUCACCCGGACCGUUCACCUGAGGCGCCAUUCGAAAUCACGCGUCUGUACCUGGAAGCUGGAGGGCGUGCCAAUAAGUUAGUGAUGUCGCAUUUGGAUCGCACCAUCUUCGAUAUAGAUCAGCUUUUGGAGUUCGCCAAGCUAGGCUGCUAUCUGCAAUACGAUCUUUUUGGCACCGAAUGCUCGUACUAUCAGUUGAAUCCAACGGUGGACAUGAUUUCGGAUGGCCAACGGAUUGAUAAUCUUCUCAAGCUAAUUGAAGAGGGCCUAGUGGAUAGGCUGCUGAUGUCACACGAUAUACACACGAAACAUCGUCUGACCUCCUAUGGCGGCCAUGGCUAUCAUCACCUAUACAUGAACAUUCUACCGCGAAUGUUUGCCCGUGGAGCGACCGUGGAGCAAGUCGAGCAGAUGACAGUCACCAAUCCAGCCAACUGGCUGGCGUUCGACCCCUAGGCGUCUCUUUCGGUCGCGUGCUUCGAGACCUUUGAACAUACGAAAUUAAAUAUGGCCUACUACUACUACUGGCCAGUAUCUCUUAUCAAUUUCAGCUUGUUGUUUUUGUCGAAUGAUUAGAUAAGCUCCGUUGUUUUUGUAUUCAUAUUUAAAAUAAAAUAAUUGGGUGUGUCCUCAAA